Messenger RNA from Xenopus tropicalis (tropical clawed frog), 5809 nucleotides. RefSeq names its product insulin degrading enzyme (gene ide). NCBI's taxonomy places the organism in Eukaryota, Metazoa, Chordata, Amphibia, Anura, Pipidae. The transcript has 25 exons. The record is from RefSeq and is a predicted model, not a curated record. Gene Ontology annotation, cellular component: plasma membrane; cytosol; extracellular region. The coding region runs from base 77 to 3112 and encodes 1011 amino acids. Gene Ontology annotation, molecular function: metalloendopeptidase activity; metal ion binding. Gene Ontology annotation, biological process: protein catabolic process; proteolysis; amyloid-beta clearance.
UAGGAGUUACGUCACACAAGGCGGCUACGUGAUGCGUCACUGCGCAUCCGUGCGUUGGUGACGCCAGUCUCGCGUGAUGAGACUUGCGGCUGUGGGAUUGUGUGUGAGACAGGUGGCUGGGAUCCUGCACAGAACAGCUUUGCGGGAGGUACAUCAGACUAAAAUCUGCAGAAAGAUGAACAGCCUAGCUGUGAAGCAAAUCAUAAAUGACAUCUCUAAGUCUCCAGAGGACAAGCGUGAGUACAGAGGCCUGGAGCUAGCAAAUGGAAUCAAGGCUAUCGUCAUUAGUGACCCCACCACUGAUAAAUCCUCCGCAGCGCUGGAUGUUCAUAUAGGAUCUCUCUCUGAUCCCAACAAUAUCGCUGGUCUUGCACACUUCUGUGAGCACAUGUUAUUCUUGGGGACGAAGAAAUAUCCAAAAGAAAAUGAGUACAGCCAGUUCCUCAGUGAGCAUGCUGGGAGCUCCAAUGCCUUUACUAGUGGAGAACACACCAACUACUACUUUGACGUGUCCCAUGAACAUCUGGAAGGUGCCCUUGACAGGUUUGCCCAGUUUUUCCUUUGCCCCCUGUUUGAUGAGAGCUGUAAGGACCGGGAAGUGAAUGCUGUGGAUUCAGAGCAUGAGAAAAAUCUAAUGAAUGAUGCCUGGAGACUGUUUCAGCUGGAGAAAGCCACAGGAAAUCCCAAUCAUCCAUUUAGCAAAUUCGGAACAGGCAACAAACUUACCCUUGAGACAAGGCCAACACAACAAGGGAUUGAUAUCAGACAAGAGUUGCUUAAAUUUCAUUCAACGUAUUAUUCGUCUAAUUUGAUGUCCCUAUGUGUCCUUGGAAGAGAAUCUCUUGAUAGCUUAACGGAACUUAUAAUAAAGCUAUUUGCGGAGGUUGAAAAUAAAAUUGUUCCCCUCCCAGAAUUCCCCGAUCAUCCUUUUCAGGAAGAACACCUCCGGCAAAUGUACAAGAUCGUGCCCAUCAAGGACAUAAGAAACCUCUAUGUCACGUUCCCGAUUCCUGACCUUCAGAAAUAUUACAAGUCUAACCCAGGCCAUUACCUUGGCCAUCUCAUCGGCCAUGAAGGACCUGGAAGUUUGCUAUCUGAACUGAAGGCCAAAGGCUGGGUAAAUACUCUUGUUGGGGGACAAAAAGAAGGUGCCAAGGGAUUCAUGUUUUUCAUCAUCAAUGUGGAUCUGACUGAAGAAGGCCUCUUGCAUGUGGAUGACAUCAUUUUCCACAUGUUUCAGUAUAUCCAAAAGCUCCGGACAGAAGGCCCCCAGGAGUGGGUGUUCCAGGAAUGCAAGGACUUGAAUGCAGUGGCUUUUCGAUUCAAGGAUAAGGAGCGGCCACGGGGAUAUACAUCUAAGGUUGCAGGAUUACUGCAUUACUAUCCCCUGGAAGAAGUAUUGUCUGCUGAGUAUUUGCUGGAAGAAUUCAGGCCAGACUUAAUAGAAAUGGUGCUUGAUAAACUGAGGCCAGAAAACGUCCGGGUGGCAGUGGUUUCCAAGUCUUUUGAAGGCAAGACAGACCGCACGGAGGAGUGGUACGGCACCCAGUAUAAGCAAGAGGACCUUGCACAAGAGGUUAUUGAGAAAUGGCAGAAGGCAGAUCUCAAUGGUAAAUUUAAACUACCAAUGAAGAAUGAGUUCAUUCCUACAAAUUUUGAGAUUCUACCCUUGGAAAAGGAUGCAACAUCAUACCCAGCCCUGAUUAAGGACACGGCAAUGAGUAAAUUGUGGUUCAAACAAGAUGAUAAAUUCUUCCUCCCUAAAUCAUGUCUCAACUUUGAGUUUUUCAGUCGCUACCUAUAUGCUGACCCUCUUCAUUGCAACAUGACAUACCUGUUUCUAAGGUUAUUGAAGGAUGAUUUAAAAGAGUAUACAUAUGCAGCUCGCCUCUCAGGUUUGAACUAUGGCAUUGCCUCUGGGAUGAAUGCAAUCCUUCUCUCUCUGAAAGGAUACAGCGACAAGCAGCACAUCUUGCUCAAGAAGAUCAUUGAGAAAAUGGCUACCUUCGAAAUAGAUGAGAAAAGAUUUGAAAUUAUUAAAGAAGCGUACAUGCGAUCUCUGAAUAACUUCCGAGCAGAGCAGCCGCACCAGCACGCUAUGUAUUAUCUCCGGUUGCUCAUGACUGAAGUGGCUUGGACCAAGGAUGAACUGAAAGAAGCUUUAGACGAUGUCACCCUCCUGCGCCUGAAGGCCUUCAUCCCUCAGCUGCUGUCUCGGCUGCACGUGGAAGCUCUUGUGCAUGGAAACAUCACAAAGCAGGCUGCCAUGGGCAUUAUGCAGAUGGUAGAGGACACCCUUAUUGAACAUGCCCACACUAAGCCUCUUCUUCCAAGUCAGCUGGUCCGAUACCGGGAAGUACAGCUGCCAGACAGAGGCUGGUUUGUGUAUCAGCAGAGGAACGAGGUCCAUAAUAACUGUGGCAUUGAGAUUUAUUAUCAGACGGACAUGCAGAGCACAUCGGAGAACAUGCUGCUUGAACUUCUCUGCCAGAUCAUCUCCGAGCCCUGCUUCAACACGCUGCGCACCAAGGAGCAGUUAGGUUACAUUGUGUUCAGCGGCCCCCGCAGGGCUAAUGGCAUCCAAGGUCUGAGAUUUAUUAUCCAGUCCGAGAAGCCGCCUCAUUAUUUAGAGAGCCGCGUGGAGGCCUUCUUAAAGACCACAGAGAAGUCCCUGGAAGACAUGGCGGAUGAGGCGUUCCAGAAGCACAUCCAGGCGCUGGCGAUACGCCGUCUAGACAAGCCAAAGAAACUCUCUGCCGAGUGUGCUAAGUACUGGGGGGAAAUCAUUUCCCAGCAGUAUAACUUUGAUAGAGACAACAUUGAAGUCGCCUAUCUGAAGACUCUGGUAAAGGAAGAUAUCAUGAACUUUUACAAGAAUAUGUUGUCUGUGGACGCCCCUAGAAGACACAAAGUAUCUGUGCACGUUCUUUCCAGAGAGAUGGAUUCCUGUCCUGUAGUGGGUGAAUUUCCAAGUCAAAAUGAUGUUAACCUCGCUCCAGCUCCAGCCCUUCCUCAGCCUGAGGUGAUUAGCAAUAUGACGGAGUUCAAGAGGAGCUUGCCUCUCUUCCCUCUCGUCAAACCCCACAUCAACUUCAUGACCGCGAAAUUAUGAUCCGAGCUGCAAACAGGACAACGACCACUGAACCAGGUGCUGCUUAAGAUGUGCCGUGGCUUGCAAGUGAGGAGUCAUUCUGGUUGCAGUAGUAGGACUUUGCACAUAGACAUUUAGUAAAACUAUAAUCUCUGUAGUACCGAAAUCUGGUUGGUGUUGAUUUUACAUUGUAACGCAUGGGCUGCAUCAGGUGUCCUGUUGUGGAUUGGUUGGUUGGUGUCACCUGAUGCACACGCUGGCAUUGACUGGCAAAGGAAGGACAAGUAGACUUUUACGAGGAAAGAAUUAUAUUACACAUAAUGCUGAAAUGCUGUAAAUUAUUUAUGAACGUAGGAUUAUUCUUAAGGAAAAACAAAACCUUGGCUAACUAGACUGUUAGGUUUAGCUACAGUGCCACAGGUUUGUGCUGUGAGGCCGCCAUCUUCCCCUGCGCAGUGUUUGACGUGACUUCAUUGUGUUGACAUUUUUGUUUAAAAGGGACACGUACCCACCUGUAUGCAGUCAGUCCUCUUUAUUUCAGUAUCAUAAAUUAUAACUGGAGCACCCCCUGCUGUUCAGCCAGGGCCGGCGGGGGCCGGAUAGAACAGCCAAAGCUUUAUUUACUGAUGUCAUAGAGUAGAUAAACGUCAGUAGACUCUUCCGGCAUCGGUAACUUAAACUUUAGCUUUCUGUCCGCCCCCUGCCCAGACAGACCUGCAGGUGCUUCUAUUACACAUUCAUAUUAAUUUGCAAAAGUGCUCUGGAGAGCAAUUUUAUAUUGUUAUGCGGGUGGGGGUAUGUCCUUAUUAAAAAGCCAAUCAAGUGUGAGCUAUUUAGAGAGAAUGGCAAGCAGAGGCAGAUACAGACUCUGUAACCCACCUCUGCGGGUGCUUUAUCUCCACACAAGGUGCAUGGCUGUAGCCCCCAGCAGGUAGCACUUUUGAUGAUAAGGUACAGUUGGUCGGAUUGAUGAAGGAAAUGCCAAGCUUUGGGCAAGAAGCUCGCCAUGGAACGCCAACCUGUACCUCAUUAACCUUAAACUUUACAUUAGGGUCACUGCUUCAUGCCUUGGAGAGAUUGUGUGCGCUGUUUGUAUAUCCAUGGCAACUGCAUUGCCGAAACUGUGUGCACAUUUGUGUAUCCAUGGCAACUGUAUUGCAGAAACUGUGCGCAUUUGUGUAUCCAUGGCAACUGUAUUGCAGAAACUGUGUGCGCAUUUGUGUAUCCAUGGCAACUGUAUUGCAGAAACUGUGUGCGCAUUUGUGUAUCCAUGGCAACUGUAUUGCAGAAACUGUGUGCACAUUUGUGUAUCCAUGGCAGUUGUAUUACAGAAACUAUGCAUCAUUUGUGUAUGCAUGGAAACUGCAUUGCCGAAACUGCACAUUUGUGUAUCCGUGGCAACUGUGUUACAGAAACUGUGUGCACAUUUGUGUAUCCAUGGCAACUGUAUGGCAGAAACUGUGUGCACAUUUGUGUAUCCAUGGCAACUGUAUGGCAGAAACUGUGCACAUUUGUGUAUCCAUGGCAGUUGUAUUACAGAAAACUAUGCAUCAUUUGUGUAUCCAUGGAAACUGCAUUGCCGAAACUGCACAUUUGUGUAUCCAUGGCAACUGUAUUACAGAAACUGUGUGCACAUUUGUGUAUCCGUGGCAGUUGUAUUACAGAAACUGCACAUUUGUGUAUCCGUGGCAACUGUAUUACAAAAACUGUGUGCACAUUUGUGUAUCCAUGGCAACUGUAUUGCAGAAACUGUGUGCACAUUUGUGUAUCCAUGGCAACUGUAUUACAGAAACUGUGUGCACAUUUGUGUAUCCGUGGCAGUUGUAUUACAGAAACUGCACAUUUGUGUAUCCGUGGCAACUGUAUUACAAAAACUGUGUGCACAUUUGUGUAUCCAUGGCAACUGUAUUGCAGAAACUGUGUGCACAUUUGUGUAUCCAUGGCAACUGUAUGGCAGAAACUGUGUGCACAUUUGUGUAUCCGUGGCAACUGUAUUGCAGAAACUGUGUGCACAUUUGUGUAUCCAUGGCAGUUGUAUUACAGAAAACUAUGCACCGUUUGUGUAUCCAUGAAAACUGCAUUGCCGAAGCUGUGUUUCUGUAUCCAUGGCAACUGUAUUACAGAAACUGUGCACAUUUGUGUAUCCAUGAAAGGCAGCUGGGUUACCCUAUCCCUUAGUGUUUACGAUUAUGUAAUUGAUGUCUGGUCCCUCUCCAAUGCCGCUAGCGAACACUGAGGGGCGCUUUACAGAAACCACUCAAAUACCUCUUUAUUAUUACGUUCUGGAAAACAACAGGCUAAUUUAUUUUUUGAUUAAGACUGUUUUUAUUAAGGAACCUUUGUAGCUAGUGGUGACAUAUUUUGUAUGCAUGUCACGGAGCCGGGGGGAAUUUGGUCACUGCAACGUACCGCGCUGCGCUGAGCCUCAAAGCGCAACUCUACCGCCAAGCAUCUCCGCAUGGUUUUAAUCUUUCUAUCGAUCUGUUUGGAAUUUUAUAGCCGAGAUGGUAGAAUGCAGACUCUGUAAUAUGCAGAAACUAUUGGUUUGGUAACGUGUAAUAAAUGCUGAACUUUUUGGGAUGCCAGAAGCUCUCUCCUCUGACAGGGAGUUCUCUCUGGCAACCAUGGAGUUAAAGCUCCAUCUCAGUCUGUUUUCUCAGGGUUUCUCUGGUUUUGCCCUUUAGACUUUAUAAAUAAAAGUGUUUUAUUUAAAUGAAA